GGAAAAACGCAUGAAUGACCUUCAAAGAGAACAACGCUUUUUAGUUGAGGAAAUGCAGAGGUCGAUUGACCAUCGUGAGAUAAUUCGAACAAAAGGUCAGGCGAUCCAAAAUGCGACCAAGAAGAACGGGAGAGGGGCCACGAGACUAGAUGUGGAUAAGGAAAGUGCCAGGAUGUUUAAGGAGCUCAAUGAAAAAAGAGAAGAGGCGCAACUGAAGGAAAGACUUAUUAGAGAAAGUCUUGUCGAAAUUGAGAAAAAGAGUAAAGAAAUUGAAACCAUUCAGCGUGAAGUUGAAAACCUUGACGAGCAAGUAACAGAACUUCAAGCACAGUUGUUGUCAGCACAAAAAGAAUGUGACCGACUGGAAGAUGAGAAAAGGAUAAAAAAUACAACUCUUCAGCGUCUUCGUGACGCUGAAAACGGUGCUUACAAUUUGGCAGUUAGUCCAGAGGAGCUCAAUGAGGAAGUUACACACCUUGAAGAAAAGCGAAAAAUGUUAGUUGAGAUUAUAGAUGAUUUAACAAAUCGGUAUCCUGAAUUGGAGGAGGAAUUGUCUGACAUUCUUUCAGCACUUUAA
Molecule: messenger RNA, 577 nt
Organism: Trypanosoma cruzi
Lineage: Eukaryota; Euglenozoa; Kinetoplastea; Trypanosomatida; Trypanosomatidae
Exons: 1
Biological process (GO): axoneme assembly
Cellular component (GO): cytoplasm
Source: RefSeq, a predicted model, not a curated record